Messenger RNA from Adineta steineri, 1446 nucleotides. The record is from the annotation of a GenBank genome assembly. Lineage: Eukaryota; Metazoa; Rotifera; Eurotatoria; Adinetida; Adinetidae.
AUGAAUUUAAGUAUUUUAUCCAAAUAUUCUCAAUCACCAUAUAUGAUCAUUGGUCUUGAUUUACUAAACGAAUUAUCAGGUGAUGAAAAUUUGAUGGUAAUAAACCAAAUAUUUAAAAAUAUUAACGAUAUCGAAGAUUUUAUUGUGAAACAUACGAAUAAUGAAAAAUUUGUGAUAAUUAUUUCUGGAAAUUUAUCAUCUGAUCAACUAAAUCAUCUGAAAAGCUAUUCACAAAUAGAUUCUAUUUAUCUAUUUUCUAAAUCAAAUGAUGCUAAUGAACAAUUAAAAUGUAUCUAUACAAAACCAACAAAUAGAUAUUGUUUAAAUAUAUUACUUAAAUUACUUAAAAAAUUUUGGUUUAUUUUUGGUUUAGCAAUUGCUAUGAUUUUCGCUGCCUUGUUUCCUUAUUUAGGUGCAUCAGGUGGAAUACUUCAUACCGAAUAUUCACUUAAAUGGGGAUGUGUUAUAAUAAUUUUUUUUCUUAGUGGUCUAUCCUUACAGACAAACGAAAUAGCUACUGAAAUAUUUCAUUUUCGUUUACAUAUAUUUACACAAGUAUUUAAUCUUGUUUUUAUUCCAUUGGUUGUCUUUGUAGUUUGUUUAUUACUCAUUAAAUUAUCAUUUAAUAAAAUAUUAAUCGGUGGUAUUAUAAUGAUGGCUUGUACUACUACAACUAUCUCAAGCAAUGUCAUCAUGACAAAAAAUGCGGGUGGCAACGAACCAGCGGCAUUGGUAAAUGCAAUAUUAGGCAAUAUCCUGGGUGUAUUCGUAUCGCCAGCUCUUAUCUGGUUGUUUAUGUUAAAUUCUAAUUUAAAUAUUUUACAACAUGAAUAUAAUAUCCAUGAUUAUUUACACGUAUUGUUCAAUUUAGGUUUAACAGUGAUAGUUCCUCUUAUCAUCGGUCAAAUAAUCUAUACUAUUUGGACAGAAAAAAUAUUAUGGGCAAAAACAAAAUUUCAUUUUCCUGAAUUAAAUAGUCUGGCAUUAUUAAUUCUACUUUGGUCAAUUUUUUGUGAUUUAUUUCAAAGUGGAUUAUUAAAUCAAAUCAAAACAAGGGAUCUUAUCAUUGUCAUAGCUCUUAACGCAACAUUCUACAUAACAUUUUCAUUAUUAGCAAUGUUUUUUGCUAGAUUACCUAAUAUUUUCAUUUGUGGACAACGUACAAUUAGUAGCGAUAAACAGCCAUUGUUAUUAGAAUCUGAAGACAAACAAAAGACAUUAAUUGAACGUUGGCGAUUCUCACGAGAAGAUACUAUAGCUAUUAUGUUUUGUGCAGCAACGAAAACAGUCGCGAAAGGUGUUCCAUUGAUAAGUGCUGUUAAUUCAGCUAAUAAUCAAGGUCUUGCUGGAUUAUUUUCUCUACCAUUGAUUCUUUAUCAUGUUGAACAAUUGAUUUUAGGUGCCAUCGAAGUUAAUUUAUUACAAUAUUGGCUCAAAUCUAAAUAG